UAAAAUACAGCUUUAAGAGCAAUAAAUUAAUACUGUCGGGGUUUUAAACGAAACUCUAAUUAAAGUGUACUUCAUUUGUGGAACACGAUAUUUGAUUUAGAAGCGUGGAAUUCUAUUAUCGAAAAUAUUAAAUUUAAUGGAAGCUGGCAAGUUUAAGUCGAUUAUUAUUGAAUUAAAAAAAAAGAGAGGAAAAAUAAUCCAAGUACCAACGAAGCUCUUUUCUUGCAAGAGGAAAAAAAAAAUUUUUUCUCAAAACAAUUAUAAAUUGUUGAAAAAGAAGAGAAAAAUUCUUAACAAAUGGAUACGGUACCAAUUUUAAAUUCAAUGGUCCUAUUCUCACGUGAGACGAAAUAAAAAAGAAAAAAAAAAGAAGGAAAAGAAAUUUAAACAUAUCAAAAAAGAAGAAUCAAAAAUCAAAUGCAACCUAUCAAUAAACAAUUAUCAAUUUUUCAAAAUCGAAAAAAUCUCAAAUUCCCUAGUGAUUAAUAAUUUAUACCAUCUUAUAGGAUAAUUUCCCGGAGAUUUUUAUUUCAAAAAAAAAAAAAAAUUUUUUUUCUAUCGAUUUUCAAAGUGAGUGUUUUUAUAUUUUAAAAGGGGGUGAAAAAAAAGAAAAGUGUUAAUUUUUUAUUAUUAAUAAAGACGAGUGUUAAAUAGAGUUCGGAGAAUAGUUUUAAAAAAUUCGAAAAGUAGUUUUAAAAAAUUCAGAAAAUAGUUUUAAAAAAGUUAGUUUUUUUAUUCGGAGAAUAAUUUUUUUAAAAUUCGGAAAAUAGAUUUAAAAAGGAAAAAAAAAAUUCAAGUGUCAUCAGAAGUCUUCCAUUAGAUAAUGGCAGAGGAAACACCACGAAGAAAAACAAGAUCGGCUUCAAUUUGCGCUCCUGGUUUUUCAAGUAUUGAUAAAAUGGUUGAUUCAAUGCCGCCUUCGGGUGCUAAAGAAAAGGAUAGGGAAAGGGAUAGCGGAAGUGGUACACCGGAAGGUAGUACACCAACAAGAAGACGACGACCUGCCACAAGGUCUCAAAGUGCACGAGUCACCGGUGGCGGUAAAAGUAUUCGCCGAAGAGCUGCCGCUCAAGCUGCAGCUCAACAUCAUCAUCAUGAACCAACAAUGAAAUCAGCACAUUGUAGCAGUGAACCGAGACUAAAUGAAAAUGACGUUAGUCCUGGUUUUCGAAGGCGGGGCAGUAGACGGGGUCAAAGUAUGCAUCACACUCAUCACAGAAAGAGCAAUGCAUUUCUUGACGUGCCCGAUGUUUCGGUUCAAAUACCACCCCGCGAAGAGGGCGAGGACGAGGACAGUUACAGACUUCGAAGUUUUAGUCUCACCAGUAAAGGUGUAAUAAACAGAGGUGACUCAUUCAGGAGGCGAAGGUCGAGGUCAAAUUCCUUGGCACCUGCCGAUCAAGAAACGGAAGAAAAACCAGUCGCACCUCCCAAGGAGGUUAUUUCCUACACUGUUGCGAUAUUAGGAGCCCGGGGUGUUGGUAAAACAGCCCUCAUUAGUCAAUUCAUGACGAGCGAAUGCAUCAAUGCCUACGAUCGACAGAGAGAUAUGCCCUGUGAGCAGUCAGUUUUUGUGAUGCUGAAUGGAGAGGAGAGUGAAUUGAAAUUUUUAAAUAUUACCAAUCCAAAGAGCGAAUUGGAAAAAAUCGCCAAACCCGAUGCAUUUAUAAUAAUGUAUUCGGUGAUAGACAAAGCGUCAUUUCAAAGGGCUCAAGAACAUUUGGCACGUUUACACGAUCAGGAUCUGUUGCGAGGCAGACCAGCGAUCUUAGUCGGCAACAAAGUUGAUUUGGUACGGUCCAAAGUUGUUUCACCCGAAGAUGGAAAAUGUGUGGCGUGUACAUAUCGAACAAAAUUCAUUGAAAUAUCAGUCGGAAUAAAUCACAAUGUCGACGAUCUAUUGGUGGGAAUUUUAAGUCAAAUACGAUUAAACAUUGUCCAGGGACAUUUGGAUAAUAGAACAGUUAAUGGAGAAAGCAGUGGACGAUGGUACAAAUCACGUGGCGUUGUGAGAGCAAGUAUGAAGGCAAGACAAAUGCUCACGUGGCUUUUUGGCAAGGAGGACAGUAAAUUUAAAAAUUGCGAAAAUCUCCACGUUCUUUAAAUUCAAUUGCAAAAAAACGAUUACAAGAAAAAUAUUUACAAAAAAAGAAAAAUAAUUACCAAAAAAAAAAAAAUAGUUACAAAAAACAAAUAAUAUUACCAAAAAAAUAGUUAAAAAAACAAAUAAUUAUUAAAAAAUAGUUACAAAAAGAUAAUCACAAAAUAAAUUUACAAAAAAAAAUUAUACAAAAGGAAACGCGAAAGUUUUGAAAGUUCAA
Messenger RNA from Leptopilina heterotoma, 2321 nucleotides. RefSeq names its product GTP-binding protein RAD (gene Rgk3). Lineage: Eukaryota; Metazoa; Arthropoda; Insecta; Hymenoptera; Figitidae. The record is from RefSeq and is a predicted model, not a curated record. Gene Ontology annotation, molecular function: GTP binding; calcium channel regulator activity; GTPase activity. Gene Ontology annotation, cellular component: plasma membrane. The transcript is spliced from 7 exons. Bases 824 to 2104 code for a protein of 426 amino acids.